AUGAGACGUGCAAUUGAUGGAUUGACUCUACUCUAUGUUCUGAUGCUGAAUGGCUUUAUUGUGGCUUGUUGUACGGCUGAACUGCGCAAAUUGGACACUCCGCUUGGUACUCUCAUUGGUUAUAGGGCUAAUUUUGAAAUUGACGUAUCGUCGCUUAAUUUAGGCUGGGAUCGAUGGAAACUUUACUAUGGUGAGGCUGAUGUGUUCCUCGGUGUGCCCUAUGCAAAACCUCCCGUAGGAGACCUCAGAUUCAAGAGACCAGUCGCCCUCGACAGAUUCACCGCAGACGGUCGCCCCUACGACGCUACCUAUCAGCACCCGAUGUGCCCACAACUAAGCUCCACACCGAACGCCACCAUGAGUGAAGACUGCCUC
Messenger RNA from Anisakis simplex (herring worm), 375 nucleotides. The record is from the annotation of a GenBank genome assembly. NCBI's taxonomy places the organism in Eukaryota, Metazoa, Nematoda, Chromadorea, Rhabditida, Anisakidae.